AGAUAAAAUCAUGGAGAGAUAUAGAGAAAGAAAAAUCCCUAUAGAAAAGUUUGCACUUACAAUUACAAUUUAUGCUUGUCCUCUUGUUUUCCCUAGGAUUGACAAGUGGCUCGGAGUUGCUCUUCAGAAUGGUGUAAAAGUAUGUGAGGUUUCCACCUCACACUUUCCUGUUUCCACAUUCUUGGCAUCAAAAUCUUUAACAGAAUUGCUUCUGAUGAGUUGUAAUCUGAUGGAUCUUUCAUUAUCUACUAGUCAAGUGGUGAACUGCCAUUCUUUGAGAAAAAUUUCUCUAUAUGUUGUUCGUUUAGAUGACAACAUGCUUCAAACUCUGCUUAGUUGUUGUCCCUUAAUUGUUGAUUUCAUCAUUGAGAAUUGUCCUUUAUUGACAAAGAUUGAGUUGCAGAAUCUUCAAAAUAUCAAGUCAGUUUCUAUUUCAACACAUGAUAGUGAUCGGAACCAGAGUGUUAAAAUCCAAGCACCAAGUUUAGAACACUUAUCUUAUUCUGGGUGUCGUUGGGGAGAGUCCCAAGUAUUGGAUAUUAUUGAAUGUCAGAAUCUAAAAUCUUUAAAGCUAUCAGAUAUGAAGAUAACUGAAGGAUUUCUCCGAAACCAUAUUUCUACAUGCCAAUACCUUGAUAGUUUGAUAUUAGUUGGCGUUGCUGGAGAGUUGGAAAAGUUUAACAUUUGCGGGAGUCAAUCCCUAAAGGUCUUGGGAAUUCAAUAUUGUGAAGAUAUAGGGGAGAUUGAUGCUUCAAAUUUGGUAUCACUUGAGUAUGUUGGAAGUAAAAUUCUUGACCUGAAAAUUGCAAGAGAUUCAGGUCAAAUAAAGAACACAAAGACAAAACUUAUUUGCUGCUACAAUGAUCUUAAUUGCCACUACAAUGAUUUAAUUAAUGUUGCAUGGUUCUGUAAAUUGAGGAAAUUCCUAUCAAACUUAACCUCUUGGUCUCACGUUUCCCUUGAUUUUUACAAAAACUGCAAUGAGAUCAGCAUGAAAGAUCUGCAACUGCACCAUAGUGUUGGUACCCCUCAAGUGGAUGUUUUAGAUGUGUAUAUAAAGUCAUCUAAGGAAUGCCCAAGUUUGGUGGAUGCUUUGCUAUGGAGUUGUCAUCCUAAGAAACUCAACCUAUUCUCAACUAUUGAAAUGACUACAUGCUUGAUGAAUUUUUUAAUGUAUAUGAAGAAUUCGAGUCAUUCUACUUCUCAUGGAAGAAAGCCUUGGCAUAGUCAAUUAAAUGAAGUAAGAGCCUACAAAUUUGGCUCGGCUGUGGAACUCAGAAGUGGAGAACUCGCGACCCUUACGGAAAUGGAUUCAAUAUAUUUUUUAUUAGAUUGGUGAUGUAGUUUAUUAGAGUUUAAAUCGAAUGCACUUAUUCA
This is a messenger RNA of Lycium ferocissimum, 1377 nucleotides long. RefSeq lists its product as uncharacterized. The coding region runs from base 11 to 1339 and encodes 442 amino acids. NCBI's taxonomy places the organism in Eukaryota, Viridiplantae, Streptophyta, Magnoliopsida, Solanales, Solanaceae. The transcript has a single exon. The record is from RefSeq and is a predicted model, not a curated record.